AUUCUCCAUUCCACCACCCAUACCGAAUUUGACAUUUCUUGUAUCCUAGCAAGUGAAGCUCGUAGCUUGCUUAGAACAUCCUUGUUCCCCCCAUCCAUCAUCUAAAAUCCUCUGAGAAGGUCGAUACGAUGAACAUCUUUCGUUUUUUAGGCGACCUCUCUCAUCUAGCCUCAAUAUUCAUCCUCUUACACAAGAUUCAAACAUCCCGGUCAUGUAGAGGAAUCAGUCUAAAAACUCAAACUUUAUAUUUGGUGGUUUUUGUCACUCGAUAUGUUGAUCUCGUCACACGACCUCAUGUCUCUUUGUAUAAUACAAUGAUGAAAUUGUUCUUCAUUGGAAGUUCGGCGUAUACUUUGUAUCUUAUGCGAGUUCGUUUCCGCCCUACACAAGACGCCUCAUUAGAUACAUUCCGCCUGGAAUAUCUCCUUCCCCCAGUCGCGAUCCUCUCUCUCGUCUUCACAUACGCUUACGACCCUACCGAGCUCGCAUGGGCAUUCAGCAUCUGGCUCGAAUCCGUCGCUAUCCUCCCUCAGCUCUUCAUGCUCCAACGAACAGGUGAGGCGGAGACCAUCACCACGCAUUAUUUGGCCGCUUUGGGUUUGUACAGAGGUUUGUAUAUCCCAAAUUGGAUGUAUCGAUACUUCACCGAAGGUGCUUUCGACCCUAUCGCAGUGAUAGCAGGUUUGAUUCAAACAGCCAUCUAUGCCGACUUUGGUUAUAUCUAUGUCACAAAAGUUCUGCGAGGACAAAAAUUCGAAUUGCCAGCUUGACCUUGUCUCCUCUACUACUUCUCUCCAUCAACUCCGACGUCUGUGAGCAAGUUGACCAUGAAAGAAUUGAUCAUGUCUCCUCUCGUUCACUAGAAGAAAUACUUCACUGUCAAGGCAAAUGCAUCAAAGCAAACAUAUGAGC
Tremella mesenterica DSM 1558 is the source of this 912-nucleotide messenger RNA. RefSeq lists its product as uncharacterized. The record is from RefSeq and is a predicted model, not a curated record. NCBI's taxonomy places the organism in Eukaryota, Fungi, Basidiomycota, Tremellomycetes, Tremellales, Tremellaceae. Gene Ontology annotation, molecular function: ER lumen protein retrieval receptor activity. Gene Ontology annotation, biological process: protein retention in ER lumen; endoplasmic reticulum to Golgi vesicle-mediated transport. Gene Ontology annotation, cellular component: cis-Golgi network; membrane; endoplasmic reticulum. The transcript is spliced from 5 exons. The coding region runs from base 129 to 770 and encodes 213 amino acids.